ACGGCCGCUGUGCUGUUUGGAUUGCAGUAGGAGAGAGAGCGUAGAAAGAGAUGAAAAUCACUGCCCGGCCACACGACAGACGCGCCACGCAUGAAGAACUUUAACGGCCGAGGCGACACUGAAGAGCUGUCAUAUAUCGGGUGGUUACGGAGAGCGCCCUGGGUGUUGUUUAGAGAGCUACCUACAAAAUUUCUCCCGUGUUUUCCACGAAGAGAAGGAGGUGAAAACUACCCGCCGCCAUUUUUUGGAAGUGACUGACUGGGAGUGGAGAGUUAACGUUAGCUGUAAACUGGCCACAGCUGAUUUAGUUUAUAUUCCCUGUGAGUCAUCACCUUAAACACUGUCAGCUCGGACGGCCUGGAUACUGUAAAUACACCGACUCUUUUUCUCCAAUAUACGAGCUGCCGAAUGUCUAAAGGAAUAAACAAGAAGUGAUUUUGUUUACACAUUUCUCCUGAAUUCUCACUAACUGUUCCUCCCAGGAUAGCUGGUGUGGGCUAAGUUAGCCACAUUAGCACGCUGAGGUUUUCUUCUGGAGUCCACUCAAACCUGGUCUGGUGGACGGGUCCCUAUGCGUACACUGCCUCCCUCUGGCAGAUGAGUAACCAGCGGGGCCUUACGUGUCGCAGUCGCACGACCAGAUAGUCCCCUGCGAGCGCGGCGCGUCCUCCGGCUCGCAGCAUGCCCACCACCAGCCGGGCAGGGAGCCUGAAGGACGCUGAGAUCGCAGAGCUGUUCUUUAAGGAGGACCCCGAGAAGCUCUUCACAGACCUCCGUGAGAUCGGUCAUGGCAGCUUCGGCGCAGUGUAUUUUGCACGGGAUGUGCGGACCACAGAGGUGGUGGCCAUCAAGAAGAUGUCCUACAGUGGGAAACAGUCUAAUGAGAAAUGGCAGGAUAUUAUAAAGGAAGUCAAGUUCCUCCAGAGAAUACAACACCCCAACAGCAUAGAGUAUAAAGGAUGCUACCUGCGGGAACACACGGCUUGGCUUGUCAUGGAGUACUGUUUGGGCUCUGCCUCUGACCUCCUUGAAGUUCACAAGAAGCCCCUUCAGGAAAUUGAGAUUGCAGCAAUUACCCAUGGUGCUUUGCAGGGCCUUGCAUACCUUCAUUGCCAUAACAUGAUUCACAGGGAUAUCAAAGCUGGGAACAUCCUGCUGACCGAGCCUGGACAAGUCAAACUGGCAGAUUUUGGUUCUGCCUCCAUCGCCUCUCCAGCCAACUCUUUUGUGGGGACACCAUAUUGGAUGGCCCCUGAAGUAAUUUUAGCCAUGGACGAGGGACAGUAUGAUGGAAAGGUUGACAUCUGGUCUCUUGGGAUCACCUGCAUAGAACUAGCGGAAAGGAAACCUCCUCUGUUUAACAUGAAUGCGAUGAGUGCCUUAUACCACAUAGCACAGAAUGAGAGCCCUAUGCUGCAAUCAAGUGAAUGGACGGAUUAUUUUAGAAAUUUUGUUGACUCUUGCCUUCAGAAAAUCCCCCAAGACAGACCACACUCUGAGGAUCUGUUGCAGCAUGCCUUCGUCCUGCGAGAAAGGCCAGAAUCUGUUCUGAUAGACUUAAUUUUGCGGACAAAAGAUGCGGUCCGAGAGCUGGACAACCUGCAGUACCGCAAAAUGAAGAAGAUUCUCUUUCAGGAGGUGCACAAUGGGCCGACCACUGAGACCCAGGAGGGAGAUGAGGAGCCAGAGCACGGUCCUGGUCGCACGGGCACAGUGAGCAGUGUGGGCAGUAAUCAGUCCACUCCCAGCAUGUCGAUCAGCGCAAGCUCUCAGAGCAGCUCAGUGAACAGCAUUCCCGACGCAGCUGAUGACAAGAGUGACCUUGACCUGGAGAAAGACCAUACUGUUAUGUCUAAUAGUUCGGUCAUACACCUGAAGCCUGAAGAAGAGGAGGUUUACCCUGAGGAUCCUGAAACGCAUCCUCGUCCCUCAGAAGCCCAGGCAGCACCCGCACAGCCCCCGCAACGCAAACACCAUCGCAACCGUGAGCACUUUGCCACCAUCCGCACAGCCUCUCUGGUGACACGCCAGAUGCAGGAACAUGAGCAGGACUCUGAGCUGAGGGAGCAGAUGUCCGGUUACAAGCGCAUGAGACGGCAGCACCAGAAGCACCUUAUGGCCCUGGAGAACAAACUGAAAGCUGAGAUGGAUGAACACAGGCUGAGACUGGACAAAGAGCUGGAGGCCCAGAGGAACAGCUUUGCUGCUGAGAUGGAGAAACUUGUGAAGAAAAACCAAGCAUCCAUAGAAAAAGAUGCUAAGUCAUUUGCCAAUGAUGAGAAGAAAUUCCAACAGCACAUUCAAGCACAGCAAAAGAAAGAGCUUAGUAGCUUCCUGGAGUCACAGAAAAGAGAGUACAAGCUAAGAAAGGAACAACUGAAAGAGGAACUAAAUGAGAACCAGUCCACCCCUAAGAAAGAGAAGCAGGAGUGGCUUUCGAAGCAGAAGGAGAACUUUCAGCACUACCAAGCAGAGGAGGAAGCCAACCUGCUCCGUCGGCAGCGGCAGUACCUGGAGCUGGAAUGUCGUCGCUUUAAACGGCGAAUCCUCAUUGCAAAACACAAUGUAGAGCAAGACCUUGUACGCGAGGAGCUAAAUAAGCGCCAAACGCAGAAAGAUCUGGAACAUGCCAUGCUGCUCCGCCAUCAUGAGUCCAUGCAAGAGCUGGAGGUGAGACAGCUGGGCACCAUCCAGAAGAUGCGUACUGAGCUGAUCCGCUUGCAGCAUCAGACUGAACUCACCAACCAGCUAGAGUACAACAAACGCAGAGAGCGAGAGCUACGCCGCAAACAUGUCAUGGAGGUCCGGCAGCAGCCCAAGAGCCUUAAGUCUAAAGAGCUGCAGAUCAAGAAACAGUUCCAGGACACGUGUAAAAUCCAGACACGGCAGUAUAAGGCCCUGCGCAACCACCUCCUGGAGACCACACCCAAGUCUGAACACAAGGCUGUGCUGAAGAGACUGAAGGAGGAGCAGACCCGGAAAUUAGCCAUACUUGCUGAGCAGUACGACCAUUCCAUCAAUGACAUGCUCUCCACACAAGCUCUGCGAUUGGAUGAGGCACAGGAGGCCGAAUGUCAGGUGCUAAAGAUGCAGCUGCAGCAGGAGCUGGAGUUGCUAAAUGCUUAUCAGAGCAAGAUCAAGAUGCAGACGGAUGCACAGCACGAUCGUGAGAGGAAAGAGCUGGAGCAGAGGGUUUCGCUGAGGAGGGCUCUCCUUGAGCAGAAGAUUGAAGAGGAGAUGGUUACCCUGCAAAAUGAGCGUUCAGAGCGAAUCCGCAGUCUAUUAGAGAAGCAGGCCCGGGAGAUUGAGGCGUUUGACUCUGAAAGCAUGCGUCUGGGCUUCAGCAACAUGGUGCUCUCUAGCCUGGCCUCAUCCGACGGCCACAGCCACAGCUUUCCGGGGGCCCAGAGUAGCUGGGGCUCUCAGUACGGUGCAGGCUCUCAGGGGUCACACUGGGGAGGGCACCAUAGCGGCAGCCAGCAUGGCCACCACCACCACCCAAGCCACAGUGACUCUAUCCAGCAGCCUUGGGGUCACGGCCUGCCUUCAGGGGGGCCUCCUCCCUGGGGGCACCACAUGUCUGGGGGCAGUCAGCGCUCGAGCCGGGGAAGUGGUGGGCUACGGAACAGUCCCCAGGCGGUACGGCGGGCCACCUCAGGGGGCCGCAGUGAGCAGGGGAUGAGCAGGAGUGCCAGCAUCGCCUCUCAGAUUUCCAAUGGCUCGCACUUGUCCUACACGUAAGACCACCCGCUGCUUUCCCACAACACCCAUCUUGACCCAAAAUGCCAUAGGGGAAGGGACAAAGGGGCACCGUGGUCUUUUUUUUUUUUUUUAACACCCAUUCCUUUAUUUCUAAUCCUCUAAAUACAUAUUUUAUACACAUGGUAAGCACAAAAUGCAUCCAUUGUAGUUCAGGUUCUAAGAAUGUCAGACAGAAGGGCACUUAAAACAUUCUGGACAGUUGUAUCAAACUUCAGCCAGAAUCCAGAAUGUCAUUUUCGCAAUGAUGUGAAAAAGUUUUGAAUUCAGAGAAAAUGCACUGCAUUUUAGAGUGUUAAUCUGAUUUGAAAAUGUUAGUGAGGGUGAGAACGAAUAUAUGAAUGCUGUGCAUUGCCUCUCACAGGUGAGAUUGUAAGUCUUUAUGCAGUGGGUUUUAUCAUGGUCUUAUUAACAGCUGGUUUCGGUUGUAUACAGCAGGGAGAUGAAUGCAUAUCAUUUUCUCAGAAACAUUGAUUCAUAAGAAAACAAUUGCAGAAAUAUAUAUAAAUAGAUGGUAUAAAGGUUGGAUAGCAGAAUGUGAAAGAAUCAAGCUUUACAAUGCACUUGAUUUUGUCUAGCUUAGUAUUUUAUAAACAACAAGCACUAAUUUUAAUGUGUUACUAAACAGUAUGCUCUUUUUGUGCCAGAACAAAUUUUAACUAUGAAAAGAUACUGUGAAAUUCCAAGAUUUUGUUAGAAAUAUUUUGAUUAUUGAAUUAUCGUGAUUUUUUUUUAUUUGUUGUAUGUUGCCAUUGCCAUCCUUUCACAGGUCCAAAUAACCAAAACCUGUGUGGAGAGCAGGAUGCCAUUUUGCUUUUAAAACUUUGAAAACAUAGCCUAAAAUUCUGAUAGUAAGUGUAUGAACAGAUGUGUUCGAUUGCUAUAGGCCAAAGGGACAUAAGUUAUAAGGUAGGUGAGCGAUAUAUGACUAUAUUAAUGUGGAGGUGUCUUGAACUGAAUAUGUAGAAUGACACUUAAAAACAGGUUUUGCUAUGUGAAUGUACGUGAGUGUUAAAGCAUGUCGGCACGGUAAAACUUCACUCCUGAAUAACAGUAUGGCAGAAGUCGUUGAAGUAUAUUAAUGUUCAUUUUAGUCUUUUGAUUUAGUGAUGCCAAAGUUAACAAUCGCAACUAUGCAAAAGGAUAAUAGCCUGCCACAUUCAUGUCUUCUUUCACUAAGCUUAACAUCACAGAAAAGCACUUUACCAUCCUUUUCUACUCUUAGUUGCUCACUACAAUCACAUACAAGCAGAUCUCCUGGUCCUUGGGUGCCCCCUCCUCCCCUUUUUCAGGCUGGGUUUGACAAGAGCGUGUUGUGUGGAUUUUAGGGGUGGGGAGGUCUGGGUUGGGUAGGCUUGAGACCACUGAAUGUUUUUGUGGGGGCGGGUGGGUGCCGCUGCUGUCGUCCCUGCAAUGCCUUUGUUUCUUCCAUGCCCACCCCAGAGCUCCAGCGACUGCCGCCCACCCUCCAACUGAACACUUAUCAAAGCAUGUAGAAAAAAGUGAUUAAAAAUGCAAUGAAAAAAGGUCAGUUAGCAUAUUAAGCAUUAUGGUGGAAGGGUAUACAGCCAGGAGACAGCUUUAAGUGAGAUGUAUAGGAAAACGUGUGUAUAUUGUAUAUUUAGAAAUUUAAAUAAAUGAAUAAAUGGAAAUCAAUAUAAAGACCCAAGUUAAAACUAGACUAAAAUUUAUUUGCUUGAAUGCGAAAAUUAAAAAAAAAACUUGGUUUCUAAUAUUGAAUAUUUAAAAAGAGAAAAAAUUAUAUAUAUACACAAAGCAUAUUCUCAGAGGUGUCAAGCAAAGCCAAAAAAUAUAUAUUUCCCCUGAAAUUACACUUAUACAGAGGAUGUCACUUUCCAUAGUCCUCUCUGCUCCUUGCUCUCCUUGCUUUCAAAGGUAUGAAUUACCAUAUUAGUGCCAGUACUCAUGUUCUGUUAUCUGUGAACCAGCAGUGAACUUAAAUUUUAUAAAAGAUAAAAGGCAUAGGUUUUAUUGUUUCAUUAAAAAAAAGAAAAAGAAAAGAGAAACGUCUUUAUAACUGCCAUCAUGCCUAUUUCAGAAUGGCUUCAAAAACAUUUUUCCAGGAAAAUAAAUUCCAGUUUAUAAUACGAGUGCUAUCUAUAAUAACCAUCAACUAUGAACACUAUUUUGGCACACUUCUGGUAUAUGCAUGGGAUUGCAGAUUUCAUGAAGUUGCCUAUCUCAGUCUGACUAACUAAAACCAACUGAGCCAAUGAAGGAGAUGGUCCUCACUGCAGAACACAAGAUCCAGGGGGCGUGGUUGGAUCCAGAUCCAACUCCUCCCACCUUACAUAUACCUAA
Molecule: messenger RNA, 6081 nt
Organism: Sinocyclocheilus anshuiensis
Lineage: Eukaryota; Metazoa; Chordata; Actinopteri; Cypriniformes; Cyprinidae
Product: serine/threonine-protein kinase TAO1-like
Exons: 20
Coding region: 682-3741 (1019 amino acids)
Biological process (GO): protein phosphorylation; regulation of cytoskeleton organization
Cellular component (GO): cytoplasm
Molecular function (GO): ATP binding; protein serine/threonine kinase activity
Source: RefSeq, a predicted model, not a curated record